AUGAUAAUUGACGGCGAGAAGUUUGCCUGUGAGGCUUGCGUGCGCGGCCACCGCGUCAGCAACUGUCAACAUUCAGGUCGUCCUCUUCAACACAUUAACAAGAAGGGCCGUCCCGUCUCGCAAUGUGCGCACUGUCGCUCGCAGCGCAAGUCCCGGUCCGCUCACAUCAAGUGCGAUUGCGGCGAGAAGACGAGCAAGUGCGUGCACCUGCAACCGCCCGUGGACGGACACCUUGAGACGUGCUGCUGCAACCAUGGCGGACGAUGCACCUGCGCCGGAAAGAAGGACGUGGCACUGGACACCGUGCCGGAGUCCGAUUCGGAGGGCGAAAUGAAGGCAGCCACCCUGCCUCCUCGACCAGUUCCAAGACGGCGACGGGCCAACACGAUUCACUCGUCCGACAUUGGCAUGACCUUUGACCAGCACGGCCACCACAAGCCGGCCAAGCACAACCGUGCCUCACAAAAGUGCGGGCCGUAUCAGCUCAACAGGGUCAACUCGGCCGCCAGCGCCGGAAGCCUUGGCACCAGCACCGACAACCUGCUUUAUCAAGCACAGAACGAGGGCCAUGCGUCGUUGCAGCACAACUUCCUCGCCCGGGAACAGCGCCUGGUCAAGUCGGAGGCGACGUCCCCUCUCAUGUCUGCCUCCACCUUUUCGCAGCUCAACGGCAACCUGCCGCCACUCGAUCUUUCCGGCAUCUCAAACUACUCUACCUAUGCCGGCAGCACCAGCUUUGACCUGUUUUCCAGCGGUCUUCCGGACGGCGACGGACCCAUCAUGAGCGCGAGCCUGGCGCAGUCAGUUGACUGGAGCCACCUCGACCUGAGGGAAGCAAACGGUGAAAGCUUCACCCCCUCGAGCUACAGCCAGGCCGGCACGCAGUUCACCGGCCAGCUCGAUUUCGGUAGCGGCUCCGAGCAGCUGCCCAACCUGGCCGGCACAAGGUCCACGUCCGGCGAUGUCUCUGAAGUGGAAGAUUUCAUGCCCGGCGGCGAGGGCGACUUUGAAGGAUUUGCCACCAGCAGUAGCUUCCUCCGACCCAACGUCGACCUCGCCAGCCUGGAUUACAGCCUCUUCGACAAGACCGACAACCAAGCUCUCACCGGCGACUUCUCCACGGUCGAGGACGACCCCGCCUUCUACAUUCCCAACUACAGUGGCAGCGUCACUGCGGUAGAGGAGAACACCGACACCCUCGGCGCUGGCUCAUUAGGCGGCUACUGGGAAAUGUGA
Molecule: messenger RNA, 1236 nt
Organism: Trichoderma breve
Lineage: Eukaryota; Fungi; Ascomycota; Sordariomycetes; Hypocreales; Hypocreaceae
Product: copper fist DNA binding domain-containing protein
Exons: 3
Coding region: 1-1236 (411 amino acids)
Biological process (GO): intracellular copper ion homeostasis; positive regulation of transcription by RNA polymerase II; intracellular iron ion homeostasis
Cellular component (GO): nucleus
Molecular function (GO): RNA polymerase II cis-regulatory region sequence-specific DNA binding; DNA-binding transcription factor activity, RNA polymerase II-specific; copper ion binding
Source: RefSeq, a predicted model, not a curated record